CCAGUAGCGAUGGGAACGGAAACCAAAGCUGUAAACAAACGUAACGCUCGUUAGCUCAGCAACUGUUUUAGCUAGUAACGUUAGACUAUUACACAUGCGCAACACGAGUGUGAACUAAGCGCUGAGAAGAUGUUUAAAAAUACUUUUCAAAGCGGAUUCUUGUCUAUUUUAUACAGCAUCGGCAGCAAACCACUACAGAUAUGGGAUAAAAAGGUGAGGAAUGGUCACAUCAAGAGAAUCACAGACAAUGACAUCCACUCACUGGUGUUGGAGGUGGAGGGGACAAACGUCAGCACCACGUAUAUAACAUGUCCCGCAGACCCCAAGAAGACUUUGGGCAUCAAGCUCCCUUUUCUCGUUAUGAUCAUCAAAAACCUCAAGAAGUAUUUCACCUUUGAAGUCCAGGUGUUAGAUGAUAAAAAUGUUCGCCGGCGGUUUCGGGCGAGUAACUAUCAAAGCACGACACGAGUGAAGCCGUUUAUCUGCACCAUGCCUAUGAGGCUGGAUGAUGGCUGGAACCAGAUUCAGUUCAACCUGUCAGACUUCACCAGGAGGGCCUAUGGAACCAAUUACAUCGAGACGCUGCGUGUACAGAUCCACGCUAACUGUCGAAUAAGGAGAGUGUAUUUCUCAGACAGACUGUACGCGGAGGACGAGCUCCCAGCUGAGUUUAAACUCUACCUGCCUGUCCAGAACCAGAAAGCAAAGGUGAAACUAGACACACACACACACACACACACACACAACCACACAAUUAACAGGGGAAUGAAUCUUUUCAUUUCUCAUGAUUACAUUAAAUUUCUAUUCUUGGGGUCACGAUUCAACAUAAAUUCUCAAUUCAGUCCAUUGUGAGCUAAUACAUGCGGUGUGGAAAAUGAUGGCUUGAAAGCAGAAUAAAGUGUGUAAAAGAUUAUGAAUCUUUUGUAUUUGGAAAAAGUUCUAUCAACCGAAUGCAUGUAAACACACAAAGGCAAAAUAUAAGUUAUUCAUGUUGAACUUACACAAAUAAACUCUUUUUACUAAAAAGUUGUUAGUAUUUCUCAAUUCUCAUUCACUUAUAAUAUAAAUUGAAUAUAAUGAUCAAGUUAUACAAAAGAUGAACGUUAACACCUCCAAUGCCUACUGUGGAAUUUCUUUACGCUAACCCUAUUGAAAUAAAAUAUAGGAUAUUUAUUGAAAUAAAUAAAUCCGGUGGUCUCCUCCCGGGACCAUGAACCCUAACCCUAACCUUUAAACUCUGCAAUCCUUCGUAAACAGCGACGUCUCCAGAACACAACUCUAGUUUCUAGGUCCGGCCGCUAACAUUAGCGCUGACCGCUACAUACGGGCAGUGUAAUUUUUGGCUAUCACAGCCCUAUGCCUGUUCUCCAGUGGGGCGCAAUGACUGAUGGGUAUUCCUGUCAACUUUCUGUCUUUGUUUAACUCGUUUGUGUGUGUG
This is a messenger RNA of Cyclopterus lumpus (lumpfish), 1438 nucleotides long. RefSeq names its product cilia and flagella associated protein 20 (gene cfap20). NCBI's taxonomy places the organism in Eukaryota, Metazoa, Chordata, Actinopteri, Perciformes, Cyclopteridae. The transcript is spliced from 5 exons. The record is from RefSeq and is a predicted model, not a curated record. Gene Ontology annotation, biological process: cilium assembly; regulation of cilium beat frequency involved in ciliary motility; positive regulation of cell motility. Gene Ontology annotation, cellular component: motile cilium; ciliary basal body. The coding region runs from base 130 to 852 and encodes 240 amino acids.